AUGAGCGAGUAUGAGAACUUUGGUCUAAUGUUGCAGCACUCCGUGCAAGCGAUCCAGCAUGGCCACUCCUUCGCAAUGCAAGUCUUCAACAUUAAGAAGGAGUUGGCGAAUAAAACCAAGGAGGCUGUUGGCUUGCAGAAGAUCAUCAGCAAGGCCGAGGCAAAGAUGAAGACCUUGACUGAUCAGGCCGACGCAGCCAAGAAGGCUCAGGACGAGGCCGAGGAAAAGGCUGACGCUGCAGAGGCCAUUGCCAAAGUCCUUGCGGCCGAAAAGAAAGAGGCCGAGGCAAAGAUGGUCGAGGCCCAAAAAGAGCUUCAAGAUGCCCUGGUCACAAAAGAGGCCGAGAUUAAAGCGGCUGAUGAGAAAGCGUACGCCGAGGGAGCAGCCAACGAUGAAGAUGAAGUCUCGAAAGGUGCCUCCUCCCAGAAGACAACUUCCGAGGUGCCAAUCACCGAGAGGAGUAUCGAUCAAACUCUACAGGAGAUUGACGUCGAGCUCGAGGCUGAGAAGGUUGCCGAGAAAUCUUCACAACUAUCUUCUGGGGACAAGACACAGGCCGCUACCAACGUUGAGUAG
This is a messenger RNA of Camellia sinensis, 576 nucleotides long. Lineage: Eukaryota; Viridiplantae; Streptophyta; Magnoliopsida; Ericales; Theaceae. The record is from RefSeq and is a predicted model, not a curated record.